UUGGGUCGCUUCCUCAUCGGAUCCAGCAAAGAAACACAAAUUCGGAUGUUCGCUUUCUGCCGCGCGUUGCGGUCAGAAUUCCUCAGCGGUCGACGGCCGAUUUGGGAUGAGGACGCCAAUCUGAGUUUGGGGCUCUUUUUUUCAUUUGCUGCUGGAAAACCUCAAAAUUGUGUUUUGCGGAUGGACUCGAGUCCCAACUUUUUUCUCCCGUGUUUGCUUUUUAACAGCUUUCCGCGGAAAGCGAUUGCGAGGUGGGAACGGACGGGAUUCGUUCAGGCAAGGGAACAAAUCCCACAUUUAAGAUGAUUGAAGAGCGGGUUCGGUCGUCCGCUCACAAACGUCGCCGUUCAAUGCCGGACGGGAUUCGUUCAGGCAAGGGAACAAAUCCCACAUUUAAGAUGAUUGAAGAGCGGAGCACAAAGUCCUCCGUCGUGGACCCUCGCAAGUGGCGAGGCCGCAAAAUCGCGUGGCGCGCACACACAGGAAACACCUGCGAUACGCGAGCGACACUUCACGCCGACGACGUUGACCUCGUUUGCCGCUUUCCGAGACUCCAUCGACUCCAGUAGAAAGUCGAGCCCGAACGUACUGAAGAUGUGUUGGGCUCACGUAGUUGAUUUUAGGUCAAUAUUAAAAAAAAAAAAACAGAAAAAACUUACAAAAAAAAAAAAUUACACACGAGCCAAACGCCGACAGCAAGUGUACGCCGGGCUUUUUUUUUUAAAGGGUGAGUGCUGGACUUUCAUUUGAAAAAGGUUUUAUUUUACUCCUUGUAGACUUGCCUGCACUUUGGCAACAAUUUGAGCCUGGAACAGAAUUUUUCAAUGCAGAUUAUUUCCUGAUUUCUAUUUCCUUCAUUUCACCGAAAUUCUUUUUUUUUUUUUUCACUCUUCUCUGUAGAGUUAAUAAGGGCAGUAACAGAUUCUUUUGCGUGAGAAAAAUUGUUUUGAAAUGAGAACAAGUUGGAGGUGAAGCAGCAUCCCAGCGGCAUUAAGGUUCAUUUCAUUUCAUUUCCGAUUCUUCUUCUUCUCCUCGUCUUGUUUCCAAGCGCGAGCUGAAAUCCGAUCCCGGAUCUGCACCCAGGCCAUCGGCGUGUGUGACGCGUGCUGAUGCCGAUUGACCCCGCGGGCACAAAAGGUCAACGUUUGCGUGCGCGCAUAAGUCUUUCGGGUUCACGCUCACGCGUGGCUCACGGCGCGAGCGUCACGUUUCGCAUACUGUCCGUGACACGCGAUGCGUGCGACGCGCGCGUUUGCUCUCUUGUUACAAAGCGGCCAUCGCGCACGUAUACGAUGCACGUCGACGGGGACGAGCGACGAGAGCCCAGCCGGGAGGAUCGAACGUCGCCACUCGCCGUCCGUCGUUCAGAGAAAAUCGAGCUCGCGGGUGGCGUCGCCGAGUUCACGCCCUCGUCUCGUGGAAAAUGAGAGCGGCGGCGGCGGCGGCGGCGCUGAUUGCCGGGAUGCUCAGCCUUCUGGCGCAAGCUUGUCAGGGUGCCCGGGGACAUCACGCUCGCAAACUUCUCCGCGACCUGAUGCGGGACUACUCCAAUGCCCUGCGGCCCGUGCUGGACACGGACAAAGCCCUCGACGUCUCCCUUCAGAUCACGCUUUCCCAAAUUAAAGAUAUGGACGAGCGGAACCAGGUGCUGACCACCUACCUGUGGAUCAGGCAGGUGUGGCACGACGCCUACCUCAAGUGGAACAAGGAGGACUACGACGAUGUGGAGAUGAUUAACAUCCCCAGUGACCUGGUUUGGAAACCUGACAUCGUCCUCUAUAACAAAGCCGACGAGGAGUCGUCGGCGCCGUCCGACACCAACGUGAAGCUGCGCUACAACGGCGAGAUCGUCUGGGAUUCUCCGGCCAUCACCAAGAGCACCUGCGUGGUGGAUGUCGCCUACUUCCCUUUCGACCGGCAGCGGUGCAACCUCACCUUUGGCUCCUGGACCUACAACGGCAACCAGGUGGACGUCAGUUUGGGGAUGGACAGCGGCGACCUGUCUGACUUUGUGGAGAACGUGGAGUGGGAGUGCCACGGCAUGCCGGCCACCAGGAACGUCAUGAUGUACGGCUGCUGCUCGGAUCCUUACACCGAAGUCACCUACACUUUGCUCCUGAAGCGCCGGUCCUCUUUCUACAUCUUCAACCUGCUCCUGCCUUGCUUCCUCAUCUCCUUCCUUGCCCCGCUGGGCUUCUACCUGCCGGCCGACUCCGGGGAGAAGGUGUCUCUGGGGGUCACCGUGCUGCUGGCGCUCACCGUCUUCCAGCUGCUGGUGGCCGAGAGCAUGCCGCCCGCCGAGAGCAUGCCCUACAUCGGGAAGUACUACAUUGCGACCAUGACCAUGGUCACAGCGUCGACGUCUCUCACCAUCUUCAUCAUGAACAUUCAUUUCUGCGGAGCUGAGGCCAAGCCAGUCCCCCGCUGGGCCAAAGUCCUCAUCAUAGACUACAUGUCCAAAAUCUUUUUUGUCUACGAGGUAGGGGAGAACUGCACCAGCGCAGGGAGUGAGACGAGCCAGCCGUGCCCCGACGAAACGGCCGGCGACGUCGACUUCGGCCCCGACCACCGCGAGCUCCGCCGCCAGGACGGCUGCAAAACCCGCCCCUUUGGCAAAACAAGCGACGAGCGCGAGACGAGAGAGGCCCCGUGGCACCGAACGCAUCGCAAGGACUCGGAGGCCGCGACUCACCCUCCGGAACUCCGGCGCUGGAAUGGAGGAGCCGAGGAGCGGGUCCUCUAUCCCGGGGGGGAACGUCCGCCGCCGGCCUGCGCCUGCAGCCUCCGACACGAUCAGGUGGUGAAGAACAUCCAGUACGUGGCCGACUGCUUCCGAGAGCAGAGGGCAACGUGCCUCAAGGCUGCCGAGUGGAAGAAGGUCGCCAAGGUGAUGGAUCGAUUUUUCAUGUGGAUCUUCUUCGUCAUGGUCUUCCUCAUGAGCGUCCUGAUUAUCGCCAAAGCGUCGUGACGGCUCGUUUUCAACGCUAAUCCUCGAUCGGUCACCUCAUUCCUCUUUCGGAGGCGCAACGAAUUGAAAAGCUUCGGCGUCGACAUCCAAGACGACAAAGGAGCCGUAAAACGAUAUCGGCCGCAGCGAGCCUCCAUUAUUGAUGGAACCCGAGACGGGAACGCGGCCGUCGGCGGCGCUUAUUGGCCGGCUCUUCGGGUACCGCUAAUGGGCCUCUUUUUUUUUUUUUUUGGCUUGGUCUUCACACCACCUCCAGCACCUCCAUCACUUCCUGCACUUGUCUUCUUGUCUGCGGUGCAUGUUCCUUCAUGGAAUGACGUGGAAACAAAUGAUGAAGAAGAAGAAGAAGAAGCGAUGGCGCCGACACGUCCUUGCAGCAAUUUUCCAUACAGUAGGCCGCUACCGAAUUUUGUCCAGCCUGCAGUUUGUCACAUAGCAGCCUGGAUGUUGCU
This is a messenger RNA of Syngnathoides biaculeatus (alligator pipefish), 3420 nucleotides long. RefSeq names its product cholinergic receptor, nicotinic, alpha 9a (gene chrna9a). Gene Ontology annotation, molecular function: acetylcholine-gated monoatomic cation-selective channel activity; transmembrane signaling receptor activity. Gene Ontology annotation, cellular component: neuron projection; postsynaptic membrane; synapse. Gene Ontology annotation, biological process: signal transduction; nervous system process; regulation of membrane potential. Bases 1424 to 2968 code for a protein of 514 amino acids. NCBI's taxonomy places the organism in Eukaryota, Metazoa, Chordata, Actinopteri, Syngnathiformes, Syngnathidae. The record is from RefSeq and is a predicted model, not a curated record. The transcript has 7 exons.